Arvicola amphibius (Eurasian water vole) is the source of this 1156-nucleotide messenger RNA. It is a transcript of the gene Alg14, whose product is annotated as ALG14 UDP-N-acetylglucosaminyltransferase subunit. Gene Ontology annotation, cellular component: UDP-N-acetylglucosamine transferase complex. The record is from RefSeq and is a predicted model, not a curated record. Gene Ontology annotation, biological process: dolichol-linked oligosaccharide biosynthetic process. The transcript has 4 exons. NCBI's taxonomy places the organism in Eukaryota, Metazoa, Chordata, Mammalia, Rodentia, Cricetidae. The coding region runs from base 93 to 740 and encodes 215 amino acids.
GCGCUUCGUUCCCGGCGUUUUUCAUUUUCCGGACUUACUGGCAAACUUUGACCGCAGGCGCCGGAACUACUACGCAUGCGUCGUCCCUUUGCAUGGUGGGCUUUCUGAUUCUCGCUGCCGCCGCGGGAGCAGUGGCGCUCUUGCUGGUCGUGAGACUAUGUGUCGUGCUUCAGCUCCGUCACGUCACUCCCCGAGAGUCUGUCGGACUCCUGAUAGUUGCUGGAUCCGGUGGACAUACCACUGAGAUCCUGAGGCUGGUUGGAAGCUUGUCCAGUGCUUACUCCCCCAGGGAUUACGUCAUUGCCGACUCUGAUAAGAUGAGUGCCAAGAAAAUUAUUUCUUUUGAAGAUGCUCGAAAGAGAGACUCUGCUACUGAGUGCACCCCGUACUGCCUUCACCGCAUUCCAAGAAGCCGGGAGGUUCGGCAGGCCUGGCUCUCCUCGGUGUUCACCACCUUAUACUCCACGUGGUUUUCCUUUCUCCUGGUUUGCCGAAUAAAGCCAGAUUUGGUGCUGUGUAAUGGACCAGGAACAUGUGUUCCCAUCUGUAUGUCUGCCCUGCUCCUUGGGAUACUUGGAAUAAAGAAAGUGAUCAUUGUCUACGUUGAGAGCAUCUGCCGAGUGGAAACUUUAUCCCUGUCUGGGAAGAUUCUCUAUCACCUCUGUGAUUACUUCAUUGUUCAGUGGCCGGCUCUUAAGGAGAAGUACCCCAAGUCUGUGUACCUUGGGCGAAUUGUUUGACAAAUGGCAACUUAAUCUUUUUUUUUCCUUUUUUUUUAAAAAGAUUUAUUUAUUUAUUAAGUAUACAGUGAUCUGCCUGGCCUGCAGGCCAGAAGAGGGCACCAGAUCUCAUUACAGGUUGUUGUAAGCCACCAUGUGGUUGCUGGGAAUUGAACUCAGGACCUUUGGAAGAGCAGGCAGUGCUCUUAACCACUGAGCCAUCUCUCCAGCACACAACUUAAGAAUCUUGAGAAUUAAUACAAUUACCAAUAAUGUUUACUAUAUCUAUCUAUCUCUAUGUAAAGUUCUCCAAAAGCCCAAAGAAUAAUCAGGGGUGAAGGAUUUAAAGUGUGCAACUAACUCAGUGAAGAAAGACAAAUAGCUUUGUCUGCACAUCAAAAUAGUUUUCUAAAUAAAAAUGUAUAUAUAUAACACUA